Molecule: messenger RNA, 4315 nt
Organism: Nothobranchius furzeri (turquoise killifish)
Lineage: Eukaryota; Metazoa; Chordata; Actinopteri; Cyprinodontiformes; Nothobranchiidae
Gene: enpp5
Product: ectonucleotide pyrophosphatase/phosphodiesterase 5
Source: RefSeq, a predicted model, not a curated record
AUGACGUCACUGAGAGCAGAGCAAUUUGUCUGGAGGAGAAGCGUGAGGGACUGCAGCUCCUCCUCCUGCUCCCGAGUAGAAACCUGCACCUGUGGGCAGUGAACGCAACAUAUCCCGGUACCGGGCCUCACACACGGUCCGGUUUCUGCUUUUGAUGACUGGAAGUAAACGGUACCGACACGGCGGGGUGAUCUAGGCGGGACUUCCGGCUGUUUAUCUCGGCGUGCCCUGACUGGACCGAGCCGUGUCUGGGUCUGAUAACAAGCAAGUGCACACCUCAAGCAGCUGCUGCAGACCAGCACUGUAUGGGGAAAAUACCACCAUUAGAGUCGAGUCAUUUAUCACCACAAUGCUGAGCUGUUUAGUGCCCAGAUGCUGCAGUCCUCUUCUCCACCUGUGGGCUGUACUUCUGCCUAUUGUCUCCUUGGAUACUCCAAAUCACCAUCAGGAUCACGGUGUGAAGGACCGCCCCAAGCUGCUUCUCCUGUCCUUUGAUGGCUUCCGUUGGGACUACAUUGACCGUGUCCCGACGCCCAACUUCCGCAGAAUCAUGGACAAGGGGGUGAAGGUUGAGUUUGUGGAAAACACGUAUAUCACCAAGACCUACCCCAACCAUUACAGCAUGGUUACAGGGUUGUAUGCCGAGACACAUGGCAUCGUGGCCAAUGAGAUGUACGACCCUGCUGUCAACAAGUCCUUCUCCAUGGAGACAGACAGCAUGUAUGACUCCAGGUGGUGGGAGGAGGCCGUGCCACUCUGGGUGACCAUUCAGAGAGACGGAGGGCGGAGUGGAGCAGCAAUGUGGCCCGGGUCCGAUGUCCAGAUCCAUGGCAUGUUCCCUAAUCGGUACCUCCAGUACAACGCAUCAGUGUCCUUUGAACACAGAGUGCAGCAGAUUGUUGAGUGGUUUUCUGCUUCUAAAGAGGAAGCAGUGGACUUUGGAGUUCUGUACUGGGAGGAGCCAGAUGAGAGCGGGCACAACCUGGGUCCUCAGAGCCCACUGAUGGAUGCAAUCAUUGCAGGGAUUGAUGAGAAGCUCGGCUUCCUCAUGAGUGAGCUGAAGAAAGCUGGGCUGGAUGAUAAAGUCAACCUCAUUGUGACCAGUGACCAUGGGAUGGCCCAGCUUUCUCCUGAGAAGAUCAUAGAACUGGAUGAGUAUGUGGACAGAGAGCUGUACACCUGGGUGGACAAGAGUCCGGUGGUGGGAAUCCUGCCCAAAGAAGGGAAGCUCGACGAGGUGUACGCCUCACUCCUGGACGCAAACCCGAACAUGGUGGCAUACAAGAAGGAACACAUCCCAGAGCGACUUCAUUAUCAGCACAACACCAGGAUCAUGCCCAUCCUCUUGGAAGCUAAAGAGGGCUGGACCAUCAUGCAGAACAGGAGCGGAUCUUUUAUGUUGGGAAACCACGGCUACGACAACACUUUACGCAGCAUGCAGCCUGUGUUUGUGGCUCGUGGGCCGGCCUUUCGCCAGAAUUACGUGAAGACCUCCAUGCGCUCUGUUGACCUUUACCCUCUCAUGUGCCACAUCCUGUCCAUCCAGCCCCUACCAAACAACGGCUCCCUCCUGAACGUCCAGGACCUCCUCUCCUCCUUGCCAGCUUUUUCCACGCCAACUCCUGCUCACCCACCCACACCUCCUAAAGCCAACAGGUACUCCUACGCCCCGGUUGUGGGCUCGUUCAUCGGUGUGGUGAUGGUGCUGGGGUUCCUAGUGUUCUAUGUCAUACUGGUGACUUUCAAACAGAGGCCUGUAUUAAAAUACAGGAGCUGGGAGAUGUCCCGGCCCUUACUGCAAGAAGAUCUGCACCUGUAGGAACAGGAAAACAGAAGAGAUUAUUCUCCCCCAAGGUACUUCGCUCUACCCAGAAUCAUCCCCUAAACGUCUCCUUUACACCAAAAUGCAAUUAUGCUCCUGUUAACUGAUUGGAGCUCAACGGAAUUUAAUCUAACAUCCUAGUCAUAUGUUGUAUUACUUCAGGUGCAAAGGAAACGUUAAAACAGUUUGCUUCUGGUCCUGGUUUAAUGAAAGUAAUACACCUUGCUUUGAUUGUGAUCUCUGCCUAAACCAUCUCAGUAUUCCACAUCAUGAGUAGAGAUCAUUUAGGAGAAAAGUUUAGCCUGGUGGUCCUGGCAAGUGUGAACUUCUGAGGUAUCAGUAUGCUCAAACAAAAUUUGUUUGCCAAAAUGAGUUUGUAACUUCUCUUAAAGGCAGUCCACACUCCCCUAGCAUCUUCAAAGGUUUGCUUGGAACUUACUCUAGUGUAAGUCUGACUAUGGAGGUCAUCCUGCAGUCCAAACUCUGGAUGCUUACGCAUGGACGUAAUUUUUUUUUGGGGGGGGGGGGGACAGGGGGGACAUGUCCCCCCACCCACUUUUUCCAAAGUCAAGUUUUGACCCCUGCACUUUUUACUAUCCAAAAACAAUAUUACGCUAUAUUAAAUUGACACUGGUUGAGCUCUAGGACCAAGCGGAAAACAACCAUUUGUGUUGAAGCCUGUUUCCCAUUAGAACAUACAUGUACCCCCCACUUCUAAAGUGAAAAUUACUUCCAGCUUACGGAUAAAAAAGGCUCACUCAGAUUGUCCAAGAAGUCUUUUUAAGGUCUGAUUUUAAAUUUGACAAGGAUUACGUUCCCAAAUGUUUCAGCUUAGCAAUUGUGAAGAUCCGUGACCCCAGGUAUCUCCAAUAAAACAAUACAAACAUGCUGAAAAGCUAAUAGUUCAGGACAUUAAAAAUGGCUUCAGCUCAUUUAUGACAAUUUAGUUGAGUUUUUGCAAAAAUUAUGCGCAAUUAUUUUUAAUCAGUUUUAUCUUGAUUUCUGGAAAUCAUCUCAGGACCCCCUUUGUAGUUUUUUGUGACCCACAGUGGGGUCCUGACCCUAACUUUGGGAACCACUGGAUUAAAAAAAAUAAAUUCCGGUUUCAUUACUGAGUUAUAUUUAUCGGGUCAGAAACAACUAAAACAUAUUUUCCUUUGAGGAAUGGAGGUCGACACCUCUGCUCUAAAUUCCCCAAAAUAUUCAUGAUGGAAAUUUCUGGAGAUAGCUUUAAGCACUAAGUCUAGCUAACACCUUCAGACAAUCCUACAGAGCGUCACUUGUUCGUAUGCAGCAGGUGCAAUCAAAAACUGGAAAUAUUAUUAUGCAACCAUCCGGCAAACACAUUAGUCUGAGACGUACCAACUCCUCUGCACCUUGUUGAAAAUCCUCGGUCGUCAACAGAAGCCUCUUUUGAUUUAUUUGACAUUUUUAAAUCAAUGCAAAACAGAUUUGUAUGUCAUAAAUUAAAGAAGGUCUGAGUUGUAGGUAGAAUUCCCCACCCUCUUGUUCUGCUUGUGCUUUGUGCACCAAACUAUGGCGUUACUUCUUAAAAAAAUAACUGUGAUCAAGUGAAAGUAUUGAAGGAUCCACUGAAGUUUCAGGGGACGUGUCGUCGUCACUGUUCAUUCUGAAUGUUACAUAGAAACAGACGCUCUACCGUGUGUGUGUUGGUCGAGCUUCUUCUCAUGAGUGUCGUUUGUUCUGUGAGCCGAUCACAACCAUUUGCCUUUAAACAGAGAGCACGUCUGCAAGCGUGUACCAUAGUUUUGUUUCAUAACCAUUGCCUCAUUGUUGGUGAAAUGUGAAGUGCAAUUGCUAUUCGUCAGUGUUUUGUCUUAGAGGUUUUAAGCUUUUGUCGUCAUUUCUUUGACAGGAUUAUUUUCAGCAUGGCGUGCGAGAAACGACCCCCUAAUUUGCACUAAAGGAUUGAAACGAAGGCGACUAAAAGGCAGCUGCUGGGUGCUUUUGUAGGACAUGUAGCGUUUGAUUUGCACAGGUAGUAGUUGCUGCUUAAUGAGAAAGGCUUCUCUUAAAAGCUUUUAAAUCAGCGUAAUUGUAGGAAAGAAUAGAAGACCUAGGAUCCAAAUCAAUGAUGCUUCUAUUUUUACAGCAACUUAUCAAGUAAAAUUUGUUUAAUUUAGCCUCCUUUUGACUGAAACCUGUGUCCCAAAACAAAACAGACAUCACUGUGAUUAUGUAUACUUUUUUACUAAAUUAAAAUUCAUAUAUUGAAAGCAUUUAUAUGAAUUAAUAACUGAUUAUUUUCAUGCUUUAUUAAAGAAAAAGUGUUGUCUGAUUUUUCCCUGGGGUGUUGGUAUAAAAUUUAAAUAUAUUCUCACUAUAUUUCCAAAUUCAUUUGUAAUUCUUAAAAUGAAUGAAUGAGUUUUUAAUGACAGAAAUGUGGAUAUUUAAUAAGAGUGACAAAUCUUUGCCAUGUUGAAGCAGUUUAAAGAGUCUUCUGGAAAUAAAGGAAACUGUAAAACCCAGAAU